Manis pentadactyla (Chinese pangolin) is the source of this 906-nucleotide messenger RNA. It is a transcript of the gene MGMT, whose product is annotated as O-6-methylguanine-DNA methyltransferase. The record is from RefSeq and is a predicted model, not a curated record. Gene Ontology annotation, biological process: DNA repair. Gene Ontology annotation, molecular function: methylated-DNA-[protein]-cysteine S-methyltransferase activity. Bases 167 to 802 code for a protein of 211 amino acids. Gene Ontology annotation, cellular component: nucleus. The transcript is spliced from 5 exons. NCBI's taxonomy places the organism in Eukaryota, Metazoa, Chordata, Mammalia, Pholidota, Manidae.
CGCUCGGGUUCCGCAGCGCGGCGCCAAUCCCCGCCCCCAGUCCUCGGCCUCGGCCCCGCCCCCGCGUCCCGGACGUGCCCGGGCAGUGCACGCGCCCCCCGUGCUCUGCGACCCUGCGCUCGAGCUGCUUGCCGUCGGCACCCUGGGCUGCGCGGUCCUUGGGAGGAUGAGCAAGACCUGUGAAAUGAAGUUCAAAGCAGUGGACAGCCCUUUGGGGAAGAUCGUGAUCUCUGGCUGUGAGCAGGGUCUGCACGGGAUAAGGCUGCUGGGCAGGGAGACCCCCAAUGCUGACCCCUCGGAGGCCCCCACUCCUCCCGAGCUUCUCAGCAGCCCUGGGGAAACGACGGAGCCUCUGAUGCAGUGUACAGCCUGGCUGGAUGCCUAUUUCCACGAGCCCGGGGUCCUCAGCGAGCGCCCCGUGCCUGCGAUUCACCAUCCCCUUUUCCAGCAAGACUCGUUCACCAGGCAGGUGUUAUGGAAGCUGCUGAAGGUCGUGAAAUUCGGAGAAACGGUUUCUUACCAGCAAUUAGCAGCCCUGGCAGGCAGCCCCAAGGCAGCGCGGGCAGUGGGAGGAGCAAUGAGGAGCAAUCCUGUCCCCAUCCUCGUCCCGUGCCAUCGGGUGGUCUGCAGCAGCGGGGCCCUGGGCAACUACUCCGGAGGACUGGACGCAAAGGAGUGGCUUCUGGCCCACGAAGGCAGCCCGGUGGGGAGGCCGGCCUGCGGAGGGGACUCUCAUCCAGCCGGAGCCUGGCUCGGGGACCUGGGGGGCACCACCAGCCCCCAGCCUGCCAGCCGAAAUUGAGUGUUGGCAGUAGGAGCGAGUGUUUGAGUGACACAUCGAUGCCCAGCAGUGGGAAUUGGAAUGGGGGUGCACUGCUGUAUUAAACCAGCCUGAUAGGUCUGGGA